Verruconis gallopava is the source of this 904-nucleotide messenger RNA. RefSeq lists its product as uncharacterized. Bases 160 to 546 code for a protein of 128 amino acids. The transcript has a single exon. The record is from RefSeq and is a predicted model, not a curated record. NCBI's taxonomy places the organism in Eukaryota, Fungi, Ascomycota, Dothideomycetes, Venturiales, Sympoventuriaceae.
AUCCCAACAUGGGCUCGUCUCAACGCCUGCACCUUUGCUGCACACUAUCCACGUUCGCAGCCAAUCACUCACCGCUGAAAUCCAGUCUGUCCACCGACUGAAAGAAAAGCAAAGGAGAAGCCUCGUUCAUGGCGCUAGGGCCAGCUGAGCUGCGCCAGCAUGUCGCGCUGUGCACGAACCUGCAUGCAGACUGGCUCCCUUGUUUUUGGCCAGCGCAAUCGCAGGUCCGGCGACGGUCUGCCCGUUGCUCUCACGAGCUUCCAGCAGGCGGCGGGUGAGGGAGACACCAUGCGCGGAUACGUGAGUCAGACGUUAUUCUGGCAGCCAGAACGGGAUUCAUGGUCGUUCGACUCGCCGGGUAUGGCGAGUGAGUGUGCGAGCAUGCGGAUGAGUCAGCGAAUGAGCGGGCGAGGAAGGACGGAGGGAGUGAGCGCAUGGGCGGAGGAAGGAGGGAGUGUGUCAACGACUGAGGGGAGGAAGGAGCAAGUGAGGGCGUGCGGGAGCGGAUGGCCGCACGAGCGACUGGCGGUGCGAGUCACCGAGUGAGUGCUUACACGAGGGAACGAGUCGUCACGUCGGCGAGGGUGCUUCAUCUGCAUCACGUGCGAAUGCCAGAGCCGUGAGCUGUUUGGGGAAAAGGUUGUCUAUCUGCGAGGUAAAGUACACGGAGCGGCUGCUACGCCAACGUCUUUUCCUGUAUCCUGGCCCGCGCCUUGGUCGCCUGUCUCGACUUCCAAAUCACAAAGCAGACGGCCAAGACGAAACCGAACACGACCAGUCGUUGCGAGCCCGACAGCUGCUCGACGUACGUCGUGUACACGGUUCCGGCUGGGAGAGGUUUGUCGUCGAGCUUUUGUUGCUGAUUUGACGGUGCGGCGUGAGAUGACGACGGGGGGAACGCCGG